This is a messenger RNA of Myxocyprinus asiaticus (Chinese sucker), 2067 nucleotides long. RefSeq lists its product as uncharacterized. Lineage: Eukaryota; Metazoa; Chordata; Actinopteri; Cypriniformes; Catostomidae. The record is from RefSeq and is a predicted model, not a curated record. The transcript is spliced from 6 exons. Bases 56 to 814 code for a protein of 252 amino acids.
AGACGCACGUGGUCCACGCUUAUAUAAACGCACCACCUAGACGAGCUGUCCCAGUAUGAGUUCAUUAAACAUGCUUGGCUUCUUCGUGUUGAUAAUCCGUCUCUUCAUCGCAGGUGCUGCGAUUGACAGCGAGAGGGUGGAGGUAACAAUGGGAGAAAGGUUUGACCUCUUUGAUGAAAACCCUGAAUUGAAAAAUGUUUCUAGAGUGAGUAUGUUUAUAUGUGAAAACGGGCCUCUCGUGUUCCGGUACUGCUCGCCUGAUGAAAAGAAGAAUGGCUGUAAGUCUUUUGGGGCAGACAAAGUCUUACUCCAAACUCAGAAUAUGACCCUCUCCAUUCGUAAUGCCAGUUCCAGUGAUGAAGGAUGCUACACUUUGGAAGUGAUCGGGAACAUCAUUUACAAGAAAAAGUUAACAGUAGUUGUCAACGAAUCACCGCUCAGUACCAUCAGCCCAGAAUCACCACACCUAACAUCCCCCACACCCAAUGACGGAGAUUCAGUCAAAACUGCAGCAGCAGCUAUAUUGAUUGGGAUGUUCAUUCUGGUCAUUUCAAUCAUCUGCUAUAGAUAUAAAAAGAAAAAGAGUCAGAAGAAGUCUGCUGAAGCUCUAGUGGAAGAGUGCGCUCUUAAUCAGGGUGUUGUCGCUGAUGAAGGCCUUGUAAGCUGCAACAUGUCUGUUUGUGUGUUCAGUGACUCUUUAAAGAUGGAGGACGAGACGCUUCGCCCACAGAGAAAGAAACUUUCAGUGGAGGAUUUGAAUCACAAUUCAAUCAAGGAAAACAAAGAAAAGCCUACUUGUGCCCAAGGAUUGUGAAAGGACUUGACCCAGACAUCGGACCCCUUCACCACCCUGCCCGGUCGUCUAAUGAUCAGUUCUCCUCAACUAUUCCAGAUACAUCAGAGCUGUGGGCUGUGCAGGUGCUCAGGACAUAUAAGCAGGGUUGGGGAGUAAAGAAAUACAUGUAACGGGAUUACGUAUUUAAAAUACAAUAUAUAAGUAACUGUAUUCCACUACAGUUACAGUUUAAAUCAUUUGUAAUUAGAAUACAGUUACAUUCAAAAAGUAUUUUGAUUACUGAAGAGAUUACUUUGCAUUUUAUUGUCAUUAGUUUCAUUUAAUAUUUAGUCCUUUCAGAUGGAAAACAUUUAUACAUAUAAAUGAUGUGAUUCAAAGUGCAUUUGUACAGCAGUGAAACACUUUCUUAUGAUGUGUUACAUUCAUACGAGCAGACAGAGAAGUACGUUUGAAGUAAGUUUGGAGCAGAAGAAAUAGAAAUAAACCUUGUGUAAAUUGUCAGCUUUACGCUAAGGUAAAAUGCUAUUUCUAACCAUUUUACAUGCACAUGUUACCGGACAGUAUCAUAUUUUUUUUAUCAAGAAAAUUCACGGAUCAUAAUUUAUUUCUUUCUAGUAAGACCUUUGAUAUUAGGGCAAAAAUCAUAUUCUUGAUGAUAAGUUUUGUAUUGUUUUGCUGUAAAAAUAUCUAAAAAUCCUUAAAACAAGAUCAAUUUUAUUUAUCUUGUUUUAGAAACGACACUGCAUAAGAUAUUUAGGUUUUUCAGAGAAUGUAUUUUUAACAUGUGUAUUUUGUCUUACUGUACUGGCAGAGUUUUUAUAGUCAAAACAAGUGAAAAAAUCUACCAGUGCUGAAGAAGUAAUCCAAAGUAUUUAGAAUACGUUACUGACCUUGAGUAAUCAAAUGAAAUACGUUACAAAUUACAUUUUACAGCAUGUAUUCUGUAAUCUGUAGUGGAAUAUGUUUCAAAAGUAACCCUCCCAAGCCUGCAUAUAAGAGCUGUUUUCUCACAGGGACCAAGGUUCGAGUCUGAUCUGGGUCACGUCCCAAUCCCGCUCCUCCUUUCUCAACCCUGCUUUUCUGUCUUCAUUCUACUGUCCCAGAAAUAAAGGCAAAAAGCCCCAAAAUAAAUUAACAUAUAUGUAUAUUAUACAUGUAACAGCACAGUUUGGACUAAAACAGUAGACAGUUUUUGAGGUUGUUUUGCUUUGUCUUCAAAAUCCUAAAGGGCUGGUGUUAACAGUUUUCCUCAGUAACCGACAGUUAUUACU